AUGAAUGGUCAAAAUCAGCAAAAUCAAUUAAAGAAUACAUUAAACGAUGAAAAAAUAUCGGUCAGAAUCAAUGACAUUAAAAAAGCUUCAUGUAUUAUAAUUCAAGUUGUUAGCAAUAGAAACAAGCCUCUACAAAAACUUAUGAAUGCUUACUGCGAGAAAGAAGGUAAGGAGUUUAGUGAUUUAAGAUUUCUUUACAAUGGAGAACGAUUGCAGCCAAAAAUCACUCCCGAAGCUUUAGAGAUGGAGGAUGGAGACUGUAUUGAUGUAAUGAUUGAACAGUAUGCUUGGAUUGAUAUCCUAUUUAGACUAGAAAAUAGUGCUGAUAUUAAUCAAACGCGAGGUGCGUUUGGUGAGGUUUUGAAGGCAUACUGGAAAAAUGGUGAAAAGGUUGUUGCUUUAAAAACGCUGCUUGAUAACCCCUCUCAAGGAGCUGAAGAAUCAUUCGACAAUUUUGUUCGCGAAGUAUUUAUAUUUAAUAUUUGA
Molecule: messenger RNA, 486 nt
Organism: Racocetra persica
Lineage: Eukaryota; Fungi; Glomeromycota; Glomeromycetes; Diversisporales; Gigasporaceae
Source: the annotation of a GenBank genome assembly